Messenger RNA from Loxodonta africana (African savanna elephant), 3681 nucleotides. Its product is annotated as fibrous sheath-interacting protein 1. The transcript has 2 exons. NCBI's taxonomy places the organism in Eukaryota, Metazoa, Chordata, Mammalia, Proboscidea, Elephantidae. Bases 427 to 1044 code for a protein of 205 amino acids. The record is from RefSeq and is a predicted model, not a curated record.
UUUGCCUGGUGUCAGGGAAUCGGGUGGUGGUGGGGUUCACACUGCGGAGUGGAUGGGGACAGAGAAACACCUAUUGGAGAUUACGAUAGGAUUCCUGAUUACUUAUCAAAAAGGUCGUUGCCUACUUCCCUGCUCUGUGUCCCAAGACGUUUUAAACAAAGGUGGUUUUCUGGUAUCUCCAUUUCAGCUCAAGUUACUUCUCUUCCAUGUACAGAGAGGGUGUUGGUGGUUAAUUGGUGCAUUAAAGUCUUUCCAUCAAUGUUUGGGAUUUUCCCUGGAUUUUCAUGUGCGUGAUUGAUUCUAAACUUAUUUUCCAGAGCUGCUGUGCAUUUACCCUGCUGUUUUUGUUUGUUUUCCUAUUUGGGUGUUUUCUGUAAGGGGAUUCCUGGCGCUUCUGCUUAUAUUGUAUUAAGAGGCUUACCAAAAAUGAGUAAAUUUUUAUUCCAUCAAUUGACUAUGAAAAAUUUGGGUUUGUUUCACCAGUUAGAUUCAACAUCACUUCUCUCUGAGGAACAGUUGAAAUCUCUGCUGGAUGAAUGCAUACUCAAGCAGAAAUUAAACAUGAGUAGACUUUCUUCAGAAGGAGAAAACAAAGACAUUAAGGAUGUAACAUUUGAGUUCCCCCAGCUUUCCAGAUCGGUCCUCUCCAAGUUACUAAAUGGAUCAGAAACAGAGGUGGAAAAGACUGAGGCAGAAGAUGCAGACGCCCUUGAGAAUGCUGACUGUGAGACGUCUCGAGGCUACUAUCUCACCAAAGCCUUGACUGGGCAUUGCAUGGCAGACACUCUCGUCAUUGAAGCAGAGCAUAUGAAAUGCCUCCCAUUUCCCAAGGAUGCAGUUAUUAGUGACACAAAAGAUUAUUUUAUGUCGAAAACUCUUGGCAUUGGGAGACUGAAAAGGCCCUCUUUCUUGGAUGAUCCACUGUAUGGCACCAAUGUGAACCUUUGGCCAGAAGAUCAACAUGAGAAUCUCAGCUCUCCAGAGAAACCAAAAACAGAUGAAGAGGAACUUGAAGAUGUGACAGAAGAGUGUAAAGAAUCUUGAUUAAGCAAAGACUUGCUGGGGGUACUUUUUAGAAAGUUGGUCAAGUCUAUCAUUGCCUUUUUUUCCUGGAUUCUAUGAACUCAGUGACUACAUGGUGGAGACCGUCCCCCAAAUAAUGACUUUGUCGUUGGGAUUCUCCCUGUGGAUUACAUUUCCCUGAUAAUUUUUGAGGCUUGUCAUGUAAUUGCUCCAUGGUUUUUCUUCAUUGAAAUUCUUGGACAGUGUUUUUUAUUGCUAAUCUUACAACAUCAGGGAUACUUUAUAGAUGGAUUUAAUGCAUGUGUGCUGUGUUAAAACUAGCUGCAGUGCUGUGACUGUUUGGCAUUUGAUCUUGCAUGUUUCCACCUCAUUGUGGUUCAGACAGCUAACGUUCAGCGUGAGUUUUUGCUCUGGGCCUGCUUUUCCUCCUUGCUUCCUCUCCAAUGUCUGUGAAGUAAGCACAACUUACCAAAGAGAGAAAUGAAUUGCACCAAAGCAGCGCUGGGAUAACUUACACAGUCUUAUCAGCAAUAAUACUUUUCUUAAGCAAGAGUUUGACUGAAUCAUUUGAUGUGUUUCUUUCAGUUUAUCUUAUUUCAGAGUCUGAGCCGUUCAGAAUACAGCAAAUAGAUCAGCUACUUUUUUUGUUUCUUUCUGCAGUAUUAUUUUAAGAGAAAGGGGCUUAUCUAGGUACCUGUCAGUAACUUAGACUCAUGAGAAAAUUUUAUGUCAGCACUCUGUGAGAUGAAUUGGCAUUAGAACUAGAAGUCCAGUUUAUUUCCGAUUCACAGAAGAGCUGACGGUUGUGCUGCCUUUAAUGACUUUCAGAACGGUGUAGUGUAGCACUAUUUUUGUGGGCCCGUGUUCAUCUACUGAUACCGGAUGACGUUAAUGACCACGCACAUCGAAUUUCCUUGACUUUUUAAUGAAUGAUUCUGUAGCCACCAUUUUCAAAGGUAUCAAUAGGCAAUUUUAUUUCCGAUUCCUUCUAUUUCAGUUUCCUGUUUGUUCAUUUAAAAUAGCAGUGGUUCAGGCUGAUGUCAGCCUGCUACAAUGUCAUGGUCCUUUAUUUUGAUGCCAAAAGUUUUGCUGUGGGGGAUCAACAGAAGUUAGGAGUCGUGAUUUUAGACUCUCACGGAAUGACAUGUGAUACUCCCACAUUGUUGUCAGGCUUGGGUCUGAAUAGUCAGAGGACGGAGAGAUAUGCGGAGGAACUUGAAGUGGGGACAGAAAGAAGCCAUCGUUGUCCGCUAGCCUUUCAGAGGAGCUCAGCUUUCUAACGCAUCCCUGGUAUUUUGAUGUGUGUGUGCAUGUGUGUUAAUGAGAGAGGGAGGGAGAAAUGGAGAGAAAUUAAUUUAUUGGUUAUCUCUCAGCAGAGCUAGCAGCUCUAAGAUAACUGCUCUCAAAAAGAAAAUGAAAAGAAUUUUCAGGCCAGUGCUGCAAAGGGCUUGCGGUUUUAGCUGGCUUCAUGCUGUGUUGCUGCAGUGGUGUUUGGGGACGUAGUUAGCAUUGCUGUUAGAGGAGUUUGAUGAGGAAAGGGAAACAGCGUGAUCUUAAGUGAUGAAUUCUGCGGGAAAAAGGUGACCCCAUUCCAUAGCAUGCCAACUAAGGGUAACUACACGGGACUGGUCAGAUGAAAGUAUGAUUCAACACAGAGGUCCAAAUUAAAAAAAAAAGUCACCCUGAUUUAAACAGGAAGUGUUCUUGUUAAAAAUAAGAGUCCUUAUUUUGUUUGCCUCUGGGUCUGAGUGCCCCCGAAUAAGAUACUGAAGAAAAGCUCUGGAAGAGAAAGAGCUAAUUCAUCUUGGGAAUGGAUUUGGGAACUUAUAGUUCCAAGUUUUUCUACUAUGACUACUUAGAAACUUCUCGCCCCACCUUCAUUGUAAAUUCCCAUAGGAUCUAAGGUUUAUUGCCCUUCAAUCUAGCUCUCCCCGAAACACACAACCAUAAACUCUUGUCACAAGAAAAAGCAAUCAUCUCAAUGAUGUAGUUUUAAUUUUUAACACGUCUUUUAUUUCAGUACAGCCUGCUGAUAUGAAGGUCAGUUCAGCGUGAACAUGAAACAUGCCUAGAGAAAAGUUCUGCUUCCAGACCCUUUUUCUGUCCCAUCUUGCUGUUUCCAGUCAGUUUUAUUCCACCACCUAAAAGUGAUUUAGGACUCUCUCUUAGGACUUCGCAGGUUGAGCUCUUCUAUGGCUCAAUGGUGUAUUUGCUUCCAGUAAUUAUUUCUUGGAGAUCAGUUCUCCCACCUCUGCAACCACUAACAAUACUUUCUAGCUCUUUCUAGCUUCUUCGCCUGAGCACUAUAAAAUGAUUGGGCAAUUUAUAUUUAUAUAUUUAUAUAUGAUCAUGCUACCCCAGAAAGAUGUGUUUUAAGAACAGUAGAGAAGAAUUAACUAGGGAAGAAAAUCCUCUCACUCAACCAGUCAUUUCUAGUGUUCAACAGACCUUAAAGCCAGAAGUUUUAAACUACUCAUAAAAUUUGUUCUUCUGUCUGCUCUUACUGUACUAGAAGUUAAAGAAAUUAAUUGGUCAUAUUCUAUAUUAUUAGUCCAUCAGAAAUUCAAGGUCCGCUUAUUCUAACACUUUGACCUCUUCACAAAAUAAUUUGGCAUUUAAAAUUUUUUUUUUCUAGGAUUCCUUCCAAAUUGUACAUUU